Messenger RNA from Rosa chinensis, 2740 nucleotides. Its product is annotated as putative clathrin assembly protein At5g35200. Gene Ontology annotation, biological process: clathrin-dependent endocytosis; vesicle budding from membrane; clathrin coat assembly. Gene Ontology annotation, cellular component: clathrin-coated pit; clathrin-coated vesicle. The transcript is spliced from 16 exons. Lineage: Eukaryota; Viridiplantae; Streptophyta; Magnoliopsida; Rosales; Rosaceae. Bases 188 to 2044 code for a protein of 618 amino acids. The record is from RefSeq and is a predicted model, not a curated record. Gene Ontology annotation, molecular function: clathrin heavy chain binding; 1-phosphatidylinositol binding; phosphatidylinositol-4,5-bisphosphate binding.
CGUGUGUUUAGUGGGUAUAUGACAUGUAGCCAUUUCAUCGCGUCAAAGCCGGAAAGGUGGAAGGUAAGGCGUCCCCUCGUUCAAUUCUCCUGCGGUUCUCCAUCAUCACUGCCUGUCUCCGGCAGGCGAUCGAGCCCUCUGUUUCUUUGGGGUUUAUAGAAGUAUACUUACAUUAUCUCGAAAGGGAAUGGCAGCAGGCGCAGGCAGUCAACAAAGCUUGAGAAAAGCGUUGAAAUCAGUUGGAUUGGCAAAAGCCAAUGGUGAAUUUAAGGUAUUGGAUAAUGCCAUUUCCAAGGCCACAAGACAUGAUGACGCAUUGCCAAAGGAGAAACAUGUUAUUACUAUACUACGUGCAAUUCCAGCUUCAAGACCUCGUGCUGAAGUUGCUUAUUGCAUACAUGCUCUAGCCAGGCGCCUUUCUAAGGCUCACAGUUGGAAGGUAGCGCUGAAAACCGUGAUGGUUAUACACCGUGCUCUGCGGGAAGUUGAUGAUACUUUUUGUGACGCUCUAAUUAAGUAUAGCUGGAGUAGAGGUCAUAUUCUGAACAUAUCUCAUUCGUGGGAUGAAACAAGUCCAAGUGCAUGGGGUUAUUCCACCUGGGUUCGUUUAUAUGCAUCAUAUCUCGAAGAACGCCUGGAGUGUUUUCGUGUCCUGAAGUAUGAUGUUCAGAAAGAUCACUUGAGAACCAAGGAACUUGAAACCCCAGACUUAUUGAGGCAUCUACCUGCCUUGCAACAGCUUCUUUCUCGCCUUCUUGAUUGCCAGCCAGAAGUGGGGACUAUAUGUAAUACCCUGAUUCAGUAUGCUAUUUCAAUGGUUGCAGGUGAAAGUGCCAAGUUGUAUGCUGCAAUUACAGAUGGUAUUGUCAAUUUAGUUGACAAGUUCUUUGAGAUGCAGCGCGAUGAUGCAGUCAAAGCACUUGAAAUUUAUAAGAAGUCGGGAAGCCAGGCAGAGAGGUUAUUUGAGUUCUUUGAGAUCUGCAGGAGCCUUAAUUUUGGACGGGGGCUGAAAACGGUUAGAAUUCAACAGCUCCCUGAAUCAUUCUUGACCACCAUGGAAGAUUAUGUUAAGGAGGCUUCCGGUGUUGUAAUGCUUGAACUUCCCCCAACCAUUGAGGAUCAAACUGAUGCUCCCAAGGAAACUGUUGUGGUAGAAGGGGACUUGUUAAUCGACCAUGAUGAUAAUAAGGAACAAAAAUCAGCACCUCAACAUCCAAGUGACCAGAGUGAGGCUGCUGCGACAACACAAAUUUUUGACCUGCUGAGCUUUGAUGAAGUUAUUCCAGUAACAUCAGAGUCAGAUGAAAACAAUUCCCUGGCACUAGCAAUCGUUCCGUCGGAGAAUCCGACAGAUUCCAAAACAGAUGGUCUCAAUUCUACAACCUCCAACUCUAGUUGGGAGAUUGAACUUUUUACACCAACUUCUAAUGGAGCUGCAGUUCAAGAGACACCGUCAACUUCUAAUGCAGCUGGAGUUGCAGAAACUAAGUUGGCUGGUGGGCUAGACAGAUCGACACUGGACAGUCUGUAUGAUAAUGCAAUGGCAAGUACACCAAAUCAGAACAACAUGUACUCCCCAGCCGCACUGGCACCCUCUAAUCCUUUUGAAGAUGUUGCUACUUCUUCAUACCAAUUCCAAGACCCUUAUUAUGCUUCCAGCAAUGCACCAACCCCAGCAAACUUACAAAUGGCUAUCAUGACCCAACAGCAACAAUAUUUCAUGAUGAUGCAGCAACAACAAGUGCAGCAACUAGAGUCACCCAGCAUUGUCCAAAAUCCACCGAGUCCUUACCAAAAUCCUCUAAGUCCUUUCCAAAAUUUACCAAAUCCUUUCCAAAACCCACCAAGUCCUUUCCAAAAUUUACCAAAUCCUUUCCAAAAUCCACCAACACCAAGUCCUAGCCAAAAUCCACCAACACCAAGUCCUUUGCAAAAUCCAUCAAGUCCUUUCCAAAAUUUACCAAAUCCUUUCCAAAAUUCACCAACACCAAGUCCUAGCCAAAAUCCAUCAACACCAAGUCCUCCUUUCCAAAAUCCCACCUAGUCCAUUCCAAAAUUUACCAAAUCCUUUCCAAAAUCCACCAACACCAAGUCCUAGCCAAAAUCCACCAACACCCAGUCCUUUCCAAAAUCCAUCAAGUCCUUUCCAAAAUUUACCAAAUCCUUUCCAAAAUUCACCAACACCAAGUCCUAGCCAAAAUCCAUCAACACCAAGUCCUUUCCAAAAUCCACCAAGUCCAUUAACCUCUUCUGGGAAUCCUUCUGAUGGACAGAUCAGUAAUCCUCCACCUCAGGAUUCACACAAUGGCCUCAUUUAGCAGCCGCAGUUUUCCGAGUUAUGCAUGAAAGAAUUAAAUGUAAAAACUCCAUUGGAUUUAUGUAUUAAAAACUCAUCAUCCCAUCAUGUAUACCCCAUGAAUCAAUCUCCCAAAUCUCAGCAUUUGUUGGCAGAUUAAGAUACUGGGAUUGCCAAUAUGAGGCUAUCGAAGAGGAUGACUUGAUGAGAAACAUUGCCAAAUGCUUUUGGGAUCUUUUGUGUGCUUCAUACAAGUACACAAUGUUGGCCGAACACUCCAAAAUAAUUCAGAAGCCCAAUAGGAAGUUGUAAUUCGAUACUGUAAACUAGUUUACAACUACAGAUGUGAGAUACCUAAAUUAAAUGGGUUGGUCUCAAUGGCAUUGUUUCCUACAUAAAUCAUUUCUAGAUUGAUUUGUAAUGCAGAGAAGCAAUAAACAAACA